This is a messenger RNA of Fusarium redolens, 532 nucleotides long. RefSeq lists its product as uncharacterized. The coding region runs from base 145 to 420 and encodes 91 amino acids. The transcript has a single exon. The record is from RefSeq and is a predicted model, not a curated record. Lineage: Eukaryota; Fungi; Ascomycota; Sordariomycetes; Hypocreales; Nectriaceae.
UGGUUCCUCCGGCAGCGGGAAGGCGACAAGGGGGACUGUUCCAUCAAGUAUGGGUUGGCUGACUAUCAGAUACGUCAACCUCAGUCCCUGAAUAAGGAAUGUCUCAAAGUUUCUGGUACGGUUUUAAACACUGCAGUUGAGGUAAUGGAGAAGGAGUUGUUCGUUGAGAACAUCCGAGCUCUCCUCCAUUCCCAGGCUUCUCAGCAACUGGUCAAGAGUCUCUUCUCCCACAACAUCAGAUGGAGGCACAACGCGCGAGACGGUUGGAAACCGAACAAGGCGUCAGGGAUAAAGAAAUCGCAAAAGGCGGCAGUGAACAAACUCCAUACCAGAUUUUGGAUGCCGAGGCGACAAACAUUUACAACGCAGCCUAGAAGGGCCAUGAUCACAGAGCAAGAGUCAGUCCAGAGCCCAAGGUAAGGGACAAGGCUGAGGAACGAUGGGCAGAUCGCAAGAAGCGGGGCGAGAUCAUCAAGGCCUGGGUCAAGAAGAUCGACACUAAAGAGUGUGAGGUCAGGUGGAAGGCGUAUGU